CGCGUGGCCGACUCCGACGUCCCCAAGCGGCACGAGAACGACAUCAGCCUGGAGCGCGUCCCCAAGGACCACCCCUACAUCAAAUACAAUGUGCUGUGGGAGGAGGGCAAGGCCGCCCUGGAGCAGCUCCUCAAGUUCAUGGUGCACCCGGCCAUCUCCAGCAUCAACCUGACGGCCGCCCUGGGCUCCUUGGCCACCAUCGCUCGCCAGCGGCCGAUGUUCAUGGCCGAGGUCAUCCAGGCCUACGAGACCCUGCACGCCAACCUGCCCCCCACCCUGGCCAAGUCGCAGGUCAGCAGCGUCCGCAAGAACCUGAAGCUGCACCUCCUGAGCGUCCUGCGGCACCCAUCCUCGGGGGACUUCCAGCCCCAAAUCACCACCCUGCUGGUCGACCUGGGCACCCAACAGGCCGAGAUCGCCCGCAGCACCCCCGCCCCCCGCGACGCCCGCAAGCGCCCCCGCGACGAGCCCGACGCCGCCCUCAAGAAGAUGAAGAUCGAGCCCCCCCUGGGUGAGGAUGACGAGGACAAGGACCUGGAGGCCCCGGUGGCCCCUGUCCCCAAAAGUGGGGGCCAGGCCAGCGCCCCCUCGGACACCGACAUCACCGCGGAUUUCCUGCAGCCCCUGCUGACCCCCGAGAACGUCGCCAACCUGGUGUUGAUCAGCAUGGUGUACCUGCCCGAGGCCAUGCCCGCCUCCUUCCAGGCCACCUACACCCCCGUGGAGUCGGCGGGCACCGAGGCGCAGAUCAAGCACCUGGCGCGCCUCAUGGCCACCCAGAUGACGGCGGCGGGGCUGGGGCCCGGCGUGGAGCAGACGAAGCAGCUGAAGGAGGAGCCCAAGGAGGAGAAAGCCACCAAACCCGAGAGCGUGGUCAUCAAGCGCCGCCUCUCGGCGCUAGCCCAGGGCCAGGCCAUCUCCGUCCUGGGUUCCCAAGGCUCGGCCACCAACCUCUCCGAGGAGGAAGCCCCCCAAGCCAAGCGCCGCCCCGAGCCCAUCAUCCCGGCCACGCAGCCCCGGUUGGCAGGCGCGGGCGGGCGCAAGAAGGUUUUCCGCCUGAGCGACGUCCUGAAGCCGCUGAGCGACGCGCAGAUGGAGAAGCUGAAGCUCAGCGCUGUCACCCGCAUCCUGCGCGCCGAGAGGGCUGUGGCCUGCAGUGGGGCUGCUCAG
This is a messenger RNA of Mesitornis unicolor (brown roatelo), 1170 nucleotides long. It is a transcript of the gene SYMPK, whose product is annotated as symplekin. The record is from RefSeq and is a predicted model, not a curated record. The transcript has 7 exons. The annotation marks the transcript as partial. Gene Ontology annotation, cellular component: mRNA cleavage and polyadenylation specificity factor complex. NCBI's taxonomy places the organism in Eukaryota, Metazoa, Chordata, Aves, Mesitornithiformes, Mesitornithidae.